ACAGGGGUGGAGGGAGGACAGGAAUGGCGCGCUGCGACCUCCCCGUCUGCCCAAGUUCUUUGUGGGUGAAGGGUUCGGGAUCUCACUCGCUUUGCUCCUUCCCGGUCUCCUUCAGGCAGCCCUGGGCGCUGGUGGGGGUCCUCGGAGGGGAUCAUCUUUCCACGGCAGAAGACAGACGGGAGUAUAGCGGGAAUGGAACAACGGGGUUAGCUGUAGCCCAAAGAGACUUCCUCACCUACGAUGGCACCCGGUUUACUGUCACUGCUUUCAGUGGAUGGUUGAAAGGGGUGCCUCAUAAUGGAUUUAAAGUGGAAGUGUCCAAAGGAAUAAUUCUUCAUUUGGUGGAUGAGGUUGCGAGUUGGUUACCUGGUGACCGGAUUGUCAUUGCCAGUACAGAUUAUUCUAUGCACCAGGCUGAAGAGUUUAAUCUCCUUCCUUGCCCUGAAUGUAAAAGUAAUCAAGUGAAAAUUGAUGGCAAACCACUUUACCUUCACAUUGGAGAAGUCAUUGAUGGCAUAGAUAUGAGGGCAGAGGUUGGUCUUCUGACUAGAAAUAUACUUAUUCAAGGAGAAAUGGAAGACUCAUGUUAUGGACAAAAUCAAUGCCAGUUUUUCUCCUUUGAUACGUUUGGAGGGCACAUUAAAAUCCUAAGGAAUUUUAGCUCUGUGCACAUGUCAGGAGUGGAAUUAAAAAACAUGGGCCAGCAAAUCCUGGGCAGUUACCCUGUGCAUUUUCACUUGGCUGAGGAUGUGGAUGAGAGAGGAGGAUACGACCCCCCAACAUACCUUGACAACCUGGCCAUCCACCACUGCUUCUCUAGGUGUGUUGCCAUACAUGGAACUCAUGGCCUUCUGGUCAAAGACACCAUUGGCUAUGACACCCUGGGGCACUGCUUCUUCCUGGAGGACGGCACGGAGCAGCGCAACACAUUCCAGCACAACCUGGGGCUCCUGACCCGGCCGGGCACGCUGCUGCCCUCGGACCGCAGCCAGCCCCUGUGCCUGGCCAUCCGCAGCCACGUCCACGGCAGCUACAUCCCCGUGCCCAGCACAGACUGCAUGGCUGUCAGCACCUUUUGGAUUGCAAAUCCAAGCAACAACUUAAUAGGGAACGCAGCAGCCGGUGCUCAGGAUGUUGGGAUCUGGUACAUCUUCCACCGGGUUCCCACUGGACAGUCUGAGGGGCGGUACCCAGAGGGACAGGCUGAACACACCCCUCUGGGAGUGUUUUACAACAACAGAGUCCACUCCAAUUUCAAGGCUGGUUUGUUUAUUGGAAAAGGAGUAAAGACGACCAGAGCCAGCGCUGAAGAUCCCAGAGAGUAUCUGACUGUCGAUAAUGCCAGGUUUCGCCCUCAUCAGGAUGCUGACCCUGAGAAGCCACGAGUACCUGCCGUGAUUGAGGGGCUUAUUGCUUUCAAAAACAACGACCACGGGGCCUGGGCCAGAGGUGGUGACAUUAUCUUCCGCAACUCGGGGUUUGCAGACAAUGGAAUUGGACUCACUCUGGCAAGUGAUGGGACUUUCCCGACAGAUGAAGGCUGCAGGCUGGAGGUUACACGCUCCAUUUUUGUUGGAGAAAGCAGCAACUUUGGCUCCCAGGGAGGCCAAAACAGCUACUGGGGGAAAGGGGCAAAUGGAGAAUACAGAACACUGCCCAGAAACAAGACGUUCCCUAUCCGUGGGUUUCAGAUUUACGAUGGGCCUGUCAGGAUGGCGAAAUGCACUUUCAGGAAGUUCACCCCAACUGCUGACAGAUACUCCAGUGCCAUUGGGUUCCUCAUGAAAAACCCCUGGCAGAUAAGCCCCCAGAAUAACGUGUCACAGAUCCUGAUGGAGAAAAGUGUUGGGUUGGAAGUGUUUUUUGGCAGGCCAGGCCAGUGGUUCGGAAGCAACGAUGAGGACGGUGACAAGACGUCCAUCUUCCACGACCUGGACGGGUCGGUGACAGGCUAUGCAGACACCUUCAGUGGCAGAGCAGACAACUCCUUGCUGCGGCACCCCGGGUGCCUGGCGGUGCCGCGCUGGAACGGGCGGCUCUGCACCGGCAGCUUCGCGCAGCUUUACAUCCAGGCCAGACACCCUGAGAACCUGACCUUAUCCAUUGCCAGAGCAGCAUACCAGUCCCAUCCCCUGAGGCUACGAGGCGUGAACAGAGCAGCACCCUAUCAGCAGUACCAGCCCGUCGUCAUGCUGGAGCAGGCUUAUAUCAUCCAGUGGGAUGGCAGAGCACCUGAGGACCUUAUCCUGUACCCCAUCAACUUCAACAGAGGAGACUGGCUGCGUGUCGCCCUCUGCUACCCUCGGGGAGCCGUUUUCCAGGUGCUGACGGACAUCUACCAGCGGCGGACCGGGAGGGUGCACAGCGUGCGGCGGUACCUCGCCGCUGCCUCCCGGGCCAGCGCCCUCAGCAGCACCGGCGAGCGGCUCUUCUACUUCGACAGAGCCUCCGGGUACCUAUUCGUUCGCCUGCAAGCCCGUGAAGCUCGGAAGGGACACAGCUACUGCUCGCAGCGAGGCUGUGAGCGUGUUAAAAUCAUGGCACGCAUGUCCCCAGGGGACCCCUGGAGCUGUGACACCAACCCCUUCCCAGAGAGGCCAGCAGCUGCCCAGCGCCCUGUGUCCCAGCACCCGUCUGGGCCGUGCAGGGCCUGCGGCGCCCCACAGCUUGCCAUCACUAGCACACCCUCAGUCCAGUACAUCAGGGUCCAGAUCCAGUCUCUCAGCAGUGCAGACAUCCAAAACCACACCUUGGCAUCUGCAUUCAUUAAGAUCAAUGACACCCUUCUCCCGUUCAGCCGCCGUGGCAUAUUCUUUGUGGUGCUGGAUGCGUGUUCAGGAGCAGUCGUGAGCAGGCAGCACUUUGACACAGUUACUGCUGAAAGUGCUGCCAGGGCAGUGACUGAUUAUGUUCAAACAGCUAUAAAAGACAGAGGUGCUGCAGCCAUGGUGGGGAGCUCGGAAAUGUCUGUCUUUACCAGGUUAGGUUCAGCAAAGCCUGUUGCAUUCCACAAGGAAGGGAGUUUUGCCAUGCUUGGCUAUAAAGGACAAGCCAAGCCCUCCUGGAUUAAAGUCCUUAAUCAUGCUGCUUAUCAGGAAGCUGCUUCUCUACAGCAUUAUGUUCCCUUGAAGCUGGAGGAAUAUCAGUGUCCAGCUAAUGCUGACGAGCCGCUGCAAUUCGCUUUGUCUCAGAGCCGCUCCGAGCAGAGCCCUGCAGAUGCUGUGGCGCCCCAGGGUUAG
Dryobates pubescens (Downy woodpecker) is the source of this 3239-nucleotide messenger RNA. Its product is annotated as cell surface hyaluronidase-like. The record is from RefSeq and is a predicted model, not a curated record. Lineage: Eukaryota; Metazoa; Chordata; Aves; Piciformes; Picidae. Bases 24 to 3239 code for a protein of 1071 amino acids. The transcript has 20 exons.